GGGACCCGAGUCAGCUUUAUUUUCCGGAAAAACUGAGAAGCAAGAAGCGUAACAGUGUCAGAAUAAGGGCAUAAUGAUGGCAGCAGCACAGAGGCCACAAAUGUCGCUAGACUUCUGCCAUGAUACACACUCAACCGCCCUCUUGCAGGGUUUGCAGGAACUGCGGUUGGACAAUCUUUUGGUAGAUGUUGUCCUCUGUGUAUCCGGGAAAGAGAUCCUGUGCCACAGAAAUGUACUCGCUGCUUGCAGUGGAUAUUUUCGUGCAAUGUUCUGCAAUGGACAUCGAGAGACCAAGGAAUAUAAGAUAACCAUUCACGAGGCCAGCUCCAGUGCCUUGCAGAUUCUUGUUGACUACGCCUACACGUCAAAGGUAACCAUCACAGAGGACAACGCUGUAGAACUGAUGGAAGGAGCCAACUUUUUCCAGGUUCUACCGGUCAGGGAUGCAUGUGCAAAGUUCUUAUCCGAUAAUCUAAGUAUAACCAACUGUAUGAAGAUGGUAACCUUAGGUGGCAUGCUGAACCUAAACCUGGAAGCAGAUGCAUUGUUGUAUGCCAUGAAAGAAUUUGCAGCAGCCAGCAAAACACCAGAAUACCUUGGGUUGGCAAAGGAACAGCUCAUCAAGCUCAUCUCAUCAGAUGACCUGAAUGCUCCUGAAGAGACUGUGUACACAUCAGUGAUGAAAUGGAUCAACCAUGACACCAAAAAGAGGAAGAAGGAGAUGAGAGAGCUGAUGGAGCUGGUCAGGUUCCCCUUGAUUGACAGGAUGUACUUCAUAGAGAAGGUUGAGACAGACAAGGUCAUACGCAACUGCUGCCCAGAUAUUGUGUCUGAAACACUGAAGUAUCAGGCAUUCCCAGGGGAGGUCCAGUCAACCCGCACCCGUCCCCGCCGUGUUAGUGGACUGAGGGAGACAGUGGUGGUCAUUGGAGGGUACGAGAAAUUAGAGGAUGGAGAGGCUGUAGUUUGCAGCAAUGACAUCAUGAUGACACACUCCUCUGCACCAUCAAGUGAAAGUUGGAUUUCUAUGACCACAAUGAAGAAUAGCAACAACGACCAUGGAUUUGCUGUGGCUGUUUUGGGCACAAGUGACAUUAUUGUGGUUGGUGGGAUAAACUGCCAAGACGUUUGGCUGUACCAUGCAAAAUUUGACAACUGGUCUAAACUUACUUCAAUGCUAACAAACCGGGACUAUUGCAAGCUGGCAGUAGUGCGAGGAAAAGUAUAUGCAAUAGGUGGAAGAGUCAGCCACUCACCUCUAUGUAUAACAGAAGAUGUAGAAGUCUAUGACCAAAGCCUGAACAAGUGGACAAAAAGUAUUCCACUCCCUGAGCCAAGGUGCGCGCAUGCAGUUGCUGUGUUGGAUGGUAGCAUAUAUGUGAUAGGAGGUUGCGAUGCUGAGAACCGUGAAACAUCAACAGUGUACCACUUCAUCCCGGGAGGCUCUUGGUGGUAUUCAGUGAAAGACAUGCCUGAGACGUCUUCAUUUAUUACUGCUUCUGUUCUUAAUGGUAUCAUCUAUGUUGCUGGUUUUCCCUCAAAAGUGCUGUGUUACAGGCCUCAGGAGGACUUGUGGACUGUUGUGGCCAACACUGGCACUGGACUCAAAAGAUGUGGCAUGACUGUCUUUGGUGGGGAGAUCUACAUCUAUGGAGGCUGUGACAACUCGGACAAUGGGUCAUCAAAGGUAUUGCAGCUCCAUCAAGAAGAAAUGUCACUUCAGCAGGCGGGAACCAUGCCCAAGGGACUGUUUGACCAUGUUUGUGUCACUAUACUGAAGGGUUGAGGUACAACAGAGUACUCUGUACUUUCAAAGAUCAUAUGUUUGAGUAACUUUAUUUGUUACUUUAUUGAAGGGUCGAAGCACAACAGAUUAUCCUGCUCUAAUAAGAUAUCACAUGUUCAUCCAGUGUUCUCAACAAGUGAAGUUUUUUCACAGAGUAGGGUCAUCUUAGUACAGCAAAGCCUUGUUGUAAGCAACGCAGAUGUGAGUAUUGUAGAUUUUCAGUGGGGAGAUUCUGCCAGACCCCCUACAAUUUGUGGUAUCCUCCCCCUGAAAAUCUUUAGAUUUACAACCCUCAGAAACUCUAUUUUGUUGCAUUUUGACGGCCAAUUCUAGUAAAAUAAAGCCAGACAUUUUUUGCCUUGGUUACAAAACAACGGAAAAGUGGCUGGUUGAAGCACAGCGUAGGGGAACAAAUCACAGCAUAGGGGAUCCAAAUCACAGGGUAGGGGCCCUCUAUGUUGGGAAGCCCUGGUGAGAAUACUUGCUUAACUUGUGCCUUAAUACUAGUAAAAAGGAUUGGACUAAUAUUGUCAGUAAUAGUGCAGUAUAUUAAAGUUACUACUUUACUUGUAGACGUUUUUUUAUUAUAGAAAGUCAUAAUUAAAGUGCUUAGGUCACCAAAUCUAACCUUAUUUGAUUACAUACAGCCAUAACUGUAUCAUUAAAUGCAGAUGUGUGUACAAAGGAUAUGUAUGUACAAAUGUAUUUGAUGUUUUUUAACAUCAAAUCUUGCAAAUGAUACUCUAUUCUUUGCCCGUGACAUCAUAAUAAAGACGACAGCCAGUUCGGAACCUAUAGUAAGGAAAGCUAAUUACAAAAAGCUUACAUGCAAUUGUAUGUACUAAACAAUUACAUGUGUAUGCACUGUUUGGUAAUGAAACGAAUGUUUUCGCUAGUCGCGUUGCCAGAUUCAGAACAGGCUGCUGUGUUAACCAUGACAUCACAGGAGGAAAUUAGCAUAAGGCAGGCAUCACGAGCUAAAAGUAUGAUUUGUGAAAGAUUUGAUGUUCAGUUACAUCAGAAGCAUGUUUAUGGUUAUUUUUGUACAAACCUCGUUAUUCAUUGAAUUAAAGUAAUGAUGGCUAAUUGUAAUCAGGAGCUGUUGUAUCCUAGUGGCAUUGGGGACAUUAGUCCUGUUAUGUCAGCAUACAACGUAAAAGGAAAUUUUUGAAAAAAAUGCAUGAGGAUGAGAAAAGAUAGUUUGCAAAGAAUGCUAUUUGACAACAUUUAGUAUAGCAGUGAGCAUGUUUAAUGUGUAUUCAUAAUAAAUCAUAUCAAAAAUGUA
Molecule: messenger RNA, 3071 nt
Organism: Branchiostoma floridae (Florida lancelet)
Lineage: Eukaryota; Metazoa; Chordata; Leptocardii; Amphioxiformes; Branchiostomatidae
Product: kelch-like protein 24
Exons: 2
Coding region: 74-1786 (570 amino acids)
Molecular function (GO): protein binding
Source: RefSeq, a predicted model, not a curated record